Molecule: messenger RNA, 807 nt
Organism: Xenopus laevis (African clawed frog)
Lineage: Eukaryota; Metazoa; Chordata; Amphibia; Anura; Pipidae
Gene: rnf138.S
Product: ring finger protein 138 S homeolog
Biological process (GO): double-strand break repair via homologous recombination; protein ubiquitination; DNA double-strand break processing involved in repair via single-strand annealing
Cellular component (GO): chromosome; site of double-strand break; nucleus
Molecular function (GO): single-stranded DNA binding; ubiquitin protein ligase activity
Source: RefSeq, marked provisional
GUUGGAUACAAAACUCAAGCACUUUUGCUUAUGGCUGAAGCGAUGUCAUGUUCUUCUGAAAUAACGGAAGAGUUUUUGUGUCCAGUUUGUCAAGAAAUACUACAAACCCCAGUGAGAACGCAGUCCUGUCGGCACGUUUUUUGCAGGAAAUGUUUUAUGUUGGCAAUGAAGUCAGGGGGUGCAUAUUGUCCCCUUUGUCGUGGACCAGUGAACAAAAGUGAAAGAUCUGCUCCUGUAAGAGCAACUGAUAUUGACCUAGAGAUGAGAAUGCUUUCGGGAGGCUGUAUGUAUUGCGGGAAAAUGAUGAAACUGCAUUACAUGAAGCUCCAUUACAAAUCCUGUAGAAAGUACCAGGAGGAAUAUGGAUUAUCACCUAAAAAUGUCACUAUACAGACUGGCCAAAAUUCAACCAAAUGCCAGGAGCCAAAAUACAAGUGCCCUUUGUGUUCUGAACAUAAUUUAAAUCAAAGGAGCCUACUGGAGCACUGUAACAAUGUGCAUUACUAUGAAGAGGUGGAAAUGGUUUGCCCUAUCUGUGCCACUUUACCCUGGGGAGAUCCUAUUCAAACUACUGGGAAUGUUAUUGCCCAUUUAAAUGCCAGACAUCAGUUCAACUAUCUAGAGUUUAUGAAUAUUAACAUUGAUGAAGAGGCGCAGUUUCAAAUCGCCGUUGCAAAUUCGUACAAAAUUUCAAGGUGAUUCAAGCAGAAAGAAUGCAUCUUGUAACAGUGAUUACAGACAGACUUUCUCGUUUCCUUUUUGUUUUUUAAAUAUCACAAUUUGUAAUGUAUUUAAAAUAAAAAUGUA